Emys orbicularis (European pond turtle) is the source of this 477-nucleotide messenger RNA. RefSeq names its product pleckstrin homology like domain family A member 3 (gene PHLDA3). The transcript has 2 exons. The record is from RefSeq and is a predicted model, not a curated record. Gene Ontology annotation, molecular function: phosphatidylinositol phosphate binding. Lineage: Eukaryota; Metazoa; Chordata; Testudines; Emydidae. The coding region runs from base 1 to 477 and encodes 158 amino acids. Gene Ontology annotation, biological process: intrinsic apoptotic signaling pathway in response to DNA damage by p53 class mediator; negative regulation of phosphatidylinositol 3-kinase/protein kinase B signal transduction; positive regulation of apoptotic process. Gene Ontology annotation, cellular component: plasma membrane.
AUGACCCCCCCGCAGGUGCUGAAGGAGGGGGUGCUGGAGAAGCGCAGCGGGGGGCUGCUGCAACGCUGGAAGAAGAAGCGCUGCCUGCUGACCGAGGAGGGGCUGCGGCUCUUCGAGCCCGGCGGCUCCCGCUGCAAGGAGCUGGGCUUCGCCCGCAUGCGGGCGGUGGAGUGCGUGGAGUGGAAGCGGCGGCACGUCUACUUCACCGUGGUGACCGACAGCGGCUGCGAGAUCGACUUCCGCGGCCCGCGGGAGGAGCCCGGCUGGAGCGCGGAGAUCGGCCUGGGGCUGGUGCGCUUCCAGAACCGGCUGGCCAUGCAAAGUGUGCGGGCCCGGCACGGCGCCAGGGCGGUGUUCCAGUACGACCCGGCCCCGAGCGGCCAGGCCACAGACCCGGAGGGGCUCAAGGGAAGGACGGGGAUGGCGGAGGGGCACUCGCCCGCCAGCGGGGAGAACGGAGUCCCUGGCUAUGAGUGA